AUACUUGGCUUACCUUGAACGAGUAAUGAAUUUUUGGACUUGUUCGGUACUUAACUUGUCGAAAGCAAAUAUUUGUUAUUUUGAGUAUUUGUCUCUCAGAAAGCUCACUCCAUCCCUCAUCAUCUCCUCUCUCUCAGAUUCUACAACUCCUUUCAUACGACGAGAAAAUGGGAAACUGCCUCCCCAAUUCCACUACAAAAACCACGGCUGAGAUCUCUCCGGCGACGGCGAAACCUACUUCCGCCGUCACCGUGAAACUAUCCGGACCGCCGAACAGUCUCGCAACGUCGUACCUCCGGUUCGCUCUCCUCCACAAGAAAGUAAACCUCCGUUUCGUCCCCUCAGAAGACCAGAAGCCGACAAUCCACGUCGGAGCAGAGACGGUAUCAGGAUCUCAGGAGGUUCUGCUCCGUUACAUCGAGGACAAGUUCCCCGAGCCGAGGCUAAUGCUCUGGAAGUUCAACCUAGAAGGCUUCGACGAGGCGACGCCGGCGAUAGUGAAAGCGAUUUGGCUUCAGCACAGGAGCAUGCUGUGGCACAUCGAGAGGAUGGUGAGAUGGUCGGAGGAUCUGGCGGCACGUGGAGGGAGGAGAGCCGUUGAUCCGUCGGUGGGGACGCCGAAGAUGGAGAUUAGGAAGUUCGCUAAGAGCUAUGCGCAGUUGCAGGAGAUUAUGGUUGAGCAUGCUCAGAUGGAAGAGAGGAUUCUUUUCCCUGUUCUUGAAUCUGUUGAUCGAGGGAUGUGUAAAAGUGCGAACGAAGAACAUGGGAGAGAGUUACCGAUGAUGAAUGGGAUCAAAGAAUAUAUUAAAUCGAUUGGGGUGAUGGACUCUGGGGCCUGUUCUGAGGAGCUCUUUACUCUUGCUUCUCGUUUCAAAUCAUUACAGAUGAUGUGUAAAGCGCAUUUUGAAGAGGAAGAGAAAGAUUUGCUACCGAUGGUGGAAGCUGCGGAGAUGGGGAGAGAGAAGCAGAACAAGUUGAUGAAUCAAAGCUUGGAGCUUAUGAGAGGGACGCACUCUAACGUCUGUGAUUUUCUACUCCAAGGUCUCACUCCUCAGGAAGCUAUGCAGUAUCUCGACAUUCUCAUGAAUUUUGCUGAUCCCAACUUUAUCUCAUCAUUUAUCUGCCAACAAGACAUUGUCGACUGAUAGUAUGCUCUUUCCCAAA
Molecule: messenger RNA, 1164 nt
Organism: Brassica oleracea var. oleracea
Lineage: Eukaryota; Viridiplantae; Streptophyta; Magnoliopsida; Brassicales; Brassicaceae
Exons: 3
Coding region: 168-1145 (325 amino acids)
Source: RefSeq, a predicted model, not a curated record